Hyaloperonospora brassicae is the source of this 1509-nucleotide messenger RNA. The record is from the annotation of a GenBank genome assembly. NCBI's taxonomy places the organism in Eukaryota, Oomycota, Peronosporomycetes, Peronosporales, Peronosporaceae.
AUGACUUGGCGCGGGCGGACGACGAUCGCAGCGCUGUCGCUGCUGCUGCUGCUGCUGCGACAUGCUGCCGCGACACAAGAGAGUCAGCACAGUGUGGUUGUGCAGCCCACGGCGGCCACCAGUCGCUUUGCGUACGUGACUGUCCACUACGAAGACACGAGUCGAGACGCCGAGUACGUCUUGGGCGUCCAAGUGAUGAUGCACUCGAUCAAGUUGACCGGCUCGCCCUACGACCUCGUGGUCUUGACGUCGGACUCGGUGUCCGAGGCGAGCAAAGCCCUGUUCCGGUCCAUGGGGUGCCGCGUUCUGGACGUGCCCAACAUUAAGAACCCGUUCGUCGGGAACACGCUGCACAACCCGAACUUUAUCUACACGCUGAACAAGCUGCACGUGUGGAACAUGCUCGAGUACGAGCGCGUGGUGUACCUCGACGCGGACAAUGUCUUGGUCCGGAACGCCGACGAGCUCUUUCUAUGUGGCGACUUUUGUGCUGUGUUUAUGAACCCCUGUCACUUUCACACGGGAUUACUCGUGGUUACGCCGUCGGCGGCCGAGUACCAGCGGUUACUGAAAGCCCUGGACUACCUCGAGAGCUUUGAUGGCGCCGACCAAGGGUUUCUGUCGUCCAUGUACAGCGAGAUGCUGCGGAAAGCCGAGUUGUUUACGCCUGGAAAAGCGUCGCUGGCUGGAGCCAAGCUGGACGGCCGGAAAAAGGCGCAAGUGCACCCAAAGGGCAUGCGACUGCCAGUGGGCUACAACAUCAACCACAAGUACUUUUACGAGCAGUAUCAUUGGAAACUGUUCUACUUGCGCCAGUUUGCGUCCAUGACGUCGCCGAUUAGUCCGAUUAAGCCGUGGUAUUGGUGGGCUGGAUUUGUCAUGGACUUGCAUGAAGUAUGGCAUGAUAUUCGAGCGACACUGCCACGAUCGCAAGAACGCUAUGGAGCGGAAGAAGCUGUCAAGACACUGCUGGGUUUCUUCAGCUCGCUCGCGCUGCUUACGGCAGCUCUGUACACACUCAAGAUCACGCUGCCGAUGCGUCAAAUCCAGAAACGUUGCGCGGUCUUGACGAUGCGCAACAACAAGCAGGCUCGGUAUGCUUACAUGGCGUUCCGAAUGGCGCUCGUAGUGCUCGCCUUCCGCAUUGCACCUGCUCGCGUGCAUCCGUUAGCUCCCGUGCACUAUGGCUACAGUCUCAUGAUCUUCAUGAACGUGUCUUUGCACAUUUACUUUGCCAGCGUGAUAUCGAACUUCUGGGACCCGCAUCAGCGAGUAUCGAUACCGCCCGUGCUGUACGUGACUCGAUUCUGGUUGUACGUGGCUAUCACAGCGGCAUUCGAGCUCACUGUGGUCUGGCUUAGCUCAUGGGACGUGUAUAUGAACGUGGUAUGGCGGCUAUUUUCCAUCGUCCUGUCGAUCUUCUUGUGCACGUACUGGCAAGUCAAAUACUACCGUCUCGUGCUCGACGCCGAGUUUGGUGGCAGGAAGGAGCGACUGAGAAGUCUCUAG